This is a messenger RNA of Anarrhichthys ocellatus (wolf-eel), 7349 nucleotides long. It is a transcript of the gene fbxl4, whose product is annotated as F-box and leucine-rich repeat protein 4. The transcript has 8 exons. The coding region runs from base 1652 to 3475 and encodes 607 amino acids. NCBI's taxonomy places the organism in Eukaryota, Metazoa, Chordata, Actinopteri, Perciformes, Anarhichadidae. Gene Ontology annotation, biological process: SCF-dependent proteasomal ubiquitin-dependent protein catabolic process. Gene Ontology annotation, cellular component: SCF ubiquitin ligase complex. Gene Ontology annotation, molecular function: protein binding. The record is from RefSeq and is a predicted model, not a curated record.
GAAUGUUGUUUGGGUGUUGAAAUGUCCUAAAAGGGGAGAAGAGGAUCGAUCAUCAUGAAUGAAUAUAUCGAUCUACGUUCACCGUAAAUUGAAAUUAUGUCCCAUCCCCUUCGAUUGCUCUAUUUUGCAGAGCUAGCUACGGAAGCUAACGGUUAUGUUUUGACAGCUAUGCUUGUUUGUAUUACGAUAGAAGCUAACAGUGGCUAACUAGCUUACUAACCAGCUUUUUAACAGCUAGCUACACAAACAACAAGCCGAGUAACGUUACGUUAAUUCAGAAGAGCAACCGUUUCUUCAAGAUAACGUUAGUUCAUGUAAGUGUAGCUUUAAUGUAUCUACAAUUGAAAUACCUUUCAAAGUAACGUUAACCUUAAGUAAAGGUUUUAUGACAAUUUAGCUAACGCUAGUCACAUUUGCACAGCUGGCGUUACUGUUAGCGAGCUAGUUAACUGUCAUCAGCACUCUUAUCAAAACCACAGCAGCGAUAACGUUUUACUGAGUAAUGCUAAACAGGCUAGCCAUUUCUCAGUAGCAUUGAUAAAGCCGACUUAUUAUGGACUAGCCGAAUUGCUACGUGCUGUUUGCCCCGUGUAGCAUUAACUUCAGAGCGUAUUUCUAGAAAUUGAUAUAAAUAAUUGGUAAAAAAUUAACAAAUGUCCCCCUGGGGAUGAAUACAGUAUAUAUCUAUCAAUGCAUAUAACGUUAUAGCAUUCAUGCUAAAGCUUUAUCAGUAAUUGUACACAUUAACUACUUUGAUUUAAUUGUCUUCGAGUGUUGGCACAGCAUUGAAAAGACCUGUCAAUACAUUUGGGACUGAUACCAGUGGUCCCAGUCCUGUUUUGAAUUAUACUUAUGGGACUGUGCCUUUGUUUACAUCUGGAUCACAGGUUGUUCCUUUAAGUCAUGCGAAUGCUUAUUGCUUAUGGUAGCCUUAAGUUGUAUAGCUGAUUGAUUUGAAAUGGGAAUAUCUGGUGAACACAUUUAAAUGAGGUGAUGCUAAAAACCUGUAUAGCAGAGGUGGAGUGCCCCAGACCUUGAGGUUUAAGGCUUCCUGGCAGUUAAAGUGGGCAGUGCCACCUCCUACCACUGUACAUUAAUGCUAGCUAAGUGUUGGCUAAGUAAGACAGUAGUCCACCUAUGGCAGGAUGUCGUGUGCAUGUCAAUAAGCCUUAAAAGCAUCAACUCCAAUCAAUCUGCUUUAAAAGCAACGACUCCCAUCAAUGAGCUUUACCGUCGCUCUCCAUGAGCUUUUGUUGUCCGGAAGUUUUCCUGUAAGUGCUCAAAGUAGGCAAGGAUCUGUUGAUUUACAUUCUUUUAGAUGUGGGUGUGUUUCUAUAUUUUGGAAAGCUUCCAUUUAUGUUUAGCUACUUAUCUAGGUGACACACAUUCCUCCCCUUUUAACCUAUGUUGUGAAUAGAUAAGCAUUCUCAAUUGUGUUGACAUGUACUCUGUGGUGUCUCAGACCUGCUGUCUUGGUGUUCUCACUUGUGUUUGUCUCUGCCUAACCUACAGGUCAUGCAUGCAGCUGGGCCUCUAGCCUGCGCUUUGUACCAUCCCAGCCAUUGAGCCAGUGUCCUUCCAGUAGGUGGAGGCUCUUCCUCCCUCUAGCCUCUGUUUCUCCCCACUGCCCCCAUCAGCCCCAGAGUUCCCUAUGUUAACCCUCUUGAGCAUGUUUUACUAUAUCUGUCUGCGGCGACGCUCCAGGAGUGGGACUCGAGGUGAGGCUCUUACCAGUCGGAGGGCCGUUGAGUCCGGCCAGCGUGCGGUGUUACCGGUCAGUGUGGAGGUGGAGCAGUAUGCCAAGGAGGUUCUGGACUUUAGCUCUCACUAUGGCAGUGAGAAUAGCAUGUCCUACACCAUGUGGAACCUGGCCGGGGUACCCAAUGUCUACCCCAGCUCAGGGGACUUCACUCAGACGGCUGUAUUCAGAGCUUAUGGGACGUGGUGGGAACAAUGUGCCAGUGCUCCGCCACCUUUCCGUCGCACCCCGAAAGGCUUCCACAGCCAGGAUUAUAUUGAACUGGGUUUCGAGGAGCCUGUCUACCCUACAGCAGUGGAUGUGCUUGAGACUUAUUACCCUGGAACCAUUGUUCAGAUUCUGGCCUGCUCUCACAACCCCUUCUCCCAGAACCCACCAACUGAUGUCAGGUGGGAGGUGCUGUGGUCGGGGGAGCCCACCAAGGUGCUGACACCCCAGGCACGUCAGUUUUCCCCAAACAUCAAGCACAUCAACUUCCCCACCAACCUGCUGCGUCUGGAGGUCAACAGCUCUCUGCUGGACUACUACACCGAGCUGGACGCUGUAAUCCUGCGCGGGGUGAAAGAGAGGCCGAUGCUGGCCCUCUAUAAGAUGCCGAUCAUCGACAUAAAUGACCUGAGUGACAGCGAUGAGGAGCUGUCUGAUGUGGGGGGUCCAUUCAAGCAACAGAGGACAGGCAACGGCUACUUUGACAAACUGCCCUAUGAGCUCAUUCAGCUGAUACUGAGCCACCUGACCUUGCCAGACCUCUGCCGUCUGGCCCAGAGCUGUAAGCUGCUGCACCAGCACUGCUGCGACCCGCUGCAGUACACCCAGCUGAGUCUGCAGCCCUACUGGGGCCGGCUGAGUGACACCUCCUUGGGACACCUGCAGGGCCGCUGCACCCUCCUCCAGAGGCUCAACCUGUCCUGGACCGGCAACCGCGGAGCUCUCACCCUGACCGGCUUCAGCAGCUUCAUGAAGAGCUGUGGUCUCAGCCUCGGCUGCCUGGAGCUGUCAUGCUGCCACUUCCUGAACGAGGCCUGUCUGGAGGUCGUCUCUCAGACUUGUUCUGGGCUGCAGGAGCUCAACCUGUCGUCCUGCGACCGCCUCCACCCGCAGGCCUUCGCACACAUCUCGAAACUAACACGCCUCCGCAGGCUGGUGCUCUAUCGGACCAAGAUAGAGCAAACGGCGAUUCUGAGCAUCCUCACUUUCUGCAUAGAGCUGAAACACCUCAACCUAGGGAGCUGUGUGAGGAUUGAGGACUAUGAUGUUGUGGCCAGUAUGCUGGCUGCUCGCUGUCGCUCACUCAGCUCGCUGGACCUGUGGCGCUGCAGAAACCUGACUGAUCGAGGCCUGGCCGAGCUUGUCUCUGGCUGCAGGAUGCUGGAGGAGUUGGACCUGGGCUGGUGUCCCACGCUUCAGAGCAGCACAGGAUGUUUCCAGCACCUCGCCCGCAGCCUGCCACGCUUGCGCAAACUCUUCCUCACCGCCAACCGCACCGUCUGCGACUCAGACGUAGACGAGCUGGCGGCCAGCUGCCCCUCACUGCAGCACCUCGACAUACUGGGUACGCGGUUGGUGAGUGCUGCCUCACUGAAGAAACUCCUCCAGUCCUGUCCACGACUUCUGCUCCUGGACGUCUCCUUCUGUUCGCAGAUAGACAUGCGGGUCGUCCAAGAGCUCUCCGGCCUCUUCCCCAAUGUGGCCAUCAAGAAGAGCUUCACUCAGUGACCCGAGCGUUGUCUCAGUCCGGAUGAAGUAAGAGAGAAUUACUCGCCCGCAGACACUGCCCCAAAGUGAAUAAGCGGCAGGUCAGAUGUUGGAGGAGAUAGCUGGCCCGCCUCUGUAUCACAGACAUCUUCUUUUAGCGGUCUUACAGACCGCAGCAGUUGAAGCGGGUGAGGAGGUUAUCUGGAUUAACUGGCUGAACACAAACAAUUACAGACUUCCAGUCACAGGAUUAUACAAUGUGAGACUUUUUUGUUAUUCUUUUUUUUUUUUUUUUUUUUGGACACUUGAAAUCAGGGUUGUUGCAGUAAAACUGCUUCAUCUUCCCAGAAUUGGAAUCCCCACUUAUGUAUUGCCAAGCAACACUAGGCUAGGGAAUAAGCCACUGGAUGCAAAAACCGAAAACGUUUGUGAGCACUCCUCCCUUGAUCAUCUUAUUAGGACAACAAGAAGGGUGUGAAACACGCCCUUAUUGGAAAAAGUUUGAAAAGCAGCAGUAGGUUUUGUGUCAGCUGGUAUUGUGAUUAAAGAUCAGGGCCUUGGCCAGUGCCUUCUCAGAAUGUGCAGCAAUCAUGCUGGCUGUUUUAAUGCAUGGGGGGUCAUUCUGAAGGCAUCUGCCAACAUCAAGCCAGUUUGAUUUGAUUAUAAGAGAUCAUACUUGAUGCUGAUGUGUUAAAGGUGAAGGCAAAGCCUUAUUUCACACAGGGAACUGUGCGGACUCAACUCAAAACUUAGAGCAAAUAUCACAAGUUAUUUGUUGCUGCAAACUGACUGAAGAAUCAUACAUGUUGAACCUGAGAUUCCUUGAUCACGAGUUCUCAUACGUAUGUGAGAACUUGUGAAAAGCAUUUGUUUUAAUUUGCACAUGUGCUAGGAAUAACAUAAGUAGUAAAAACACCCAAGGCAUAACAUCAGCACAGGACUGGCUGAUACAUUUGAAAUGCAAACUCUGAGAAGUUGAACAGCUUGACAGUCUGAAACCCAAAGAUAUAAAAUAAUAAAUGAUAUAAAAGCGAGAAAAGAAGCAAAAUGACUAUUUUCUAAAUUAUCCCAAGUGUGCGCAUAAUUGUCGAUUGACUAAUCAAUUAAUCGACUAAUCGUUUCAGGUCUAAUUGUUAAUGUCAACCAGAUGAUGCAACAAAGUCAUUAAUAAAUCUUGUGAUUGCACAAUAUGAGGACUUCUCCAACCACGAUAUAUGUGUUGUAUACAGUAUAUAUCUAUAUAUAUAUAUCUAUAUAUAUAUAUAUAUAGAGAUAGAUAUAGAUAUAUAUAAAUUAGGAAUGACUUUAAUUUAGGUCGCGGCAUGGUAAGAGCCUCCCUUAUUGAACAAAUGAUGCAAGACCUCCGUUAAACUUAACUUUCGACUUUUGUUGAAUUAAAUCUGUGGAGAAAGUCUCCAGAUCUUAAUUAAGUAGCUGGUCCGGCUCAAUUUCUGUUUAAAUCUGCCCUUUGAACCUAACAGGGUGUUUAGAAGUGCCUUUCACACAGGACGUGGUUUGCACUGCGCUCUGCACCGGGUUCAGCGCACAUUGCGGCGCGAUGUGCUGCGCCCACGCUUUGCUCGACAUUGGACAUAAUGGGUUUCAGAGCGCAGUGGUGUUCUGUGUGAAAGGCCCUUUAUUGUUUCGUUGGUUAUGAAAGAAUCUUUUCAACAAUGAACUCUGGCCAAGUAAGGACAAAAAAAAAUACAAAAUCAGGUCCGGUUUUUAGGUUGGCCAAGAAGAUAAUUGAAUUGCUAAUUGUGUUUGCUUAGCUUAGGUCAUACCGAGCAUUCUUUUGGUUAGGUAUUCUUUGGGCUGUGUCAUUUUAAGGGGAUAAUGAGUGAGUUUUGGCUCCAAAGAUGAAUAGUUAUGUUUGAAAGUCACCGGUUUCACAACGCUUUCCUGAUGAUGCAUGCUUUUCCUGUUGUCUUUCACACUGAGCUGUCUGUCACUGGCGUUUGACUACAGCCACCUCCUUAUGUAUUUACCUACCAACACCAAGCUUCACCGAUGUGAAGGAGUGCUGUGGAUUCAGUGGGGGAUAGUAUGUGCAAACACUCUAUGUGACCUCAGUAUUAGUCCUGAAACUCAGGGGUUUUAAUAUUUCAUCUGGUUUUAGUUUUUUUUUUUUACAUGUAUUUAGUUCCAGAAACCAGCAGAAGAUCUUUACAGUCCGUAACGCCAGACUGAGUGAGCUGUGAGGUUGUCUGUAGUCAGUGUUGCUCUUAAACAACAAACACACAUAGCACAGAUGUAACUGAGACAAAUGUUAGAGAUUAUUGUGGAAUGUUGCUGUAAUUGUAUGAUUGUGAUUAUUUAAUUUGUGUAACAUAUGAAGCCACAAUAGCCACGUGGCAGAAGUGCUUGAAAUGCAUUUAUUUUUUCUUUUCUUCUUUUCUUUGACGCACAUGCUCCUGGUCAAUAUUUGUGCCUUAUGCUCCUGUGUGAAUGUGGUGUGAUGUCCAUGUGCUGUAGGUUGUAGUGAAGUGCUUCGCUUUUAUGGCCUUCAACCAAAGUAGUGCGCAGACACCUGCUCUUUAAUCCCACCACUAUAUUUGACCACUUUAAAUGCCAUAUACUGUAUAUCCGCCAUGGUAAGUAUUAUGCAAAAUUAUAUUUAUUUAUACCUCUCUGUGUGAUGUAUAAUGUUAUUUAAACUAUAUUACGUUAUCCUUAUAUACAUAAACAGUACUACACAUUUUGGGAAAUACUGUUUUUGUUUUUUUGACCCAUAUUAAGAGGAAUAUAUCAAUAUAAUCUGACAUCAUUCAGUACGUGUCCAGCCUAGCUGACCACAAAGACUGGAAAUGGGGAAGCUGUUCGCUUAACUGGAGAGAAAACACGUUUCCCAACAAGAACAAAGUUCUCUUAUAUGUUGAUUGUUGAACACAUGCCAAAAAAAAAAUGCAAUUUGUUAAAAAGCUUUUAAUUCAUCCAGCAUCGCAGAAGUUGGGAGAAGUAGAAGAAGUUAAUAUUGGCCAAACAGGUUGUGAACACAGAACACUGCAGUGAACGAAACACACGGUUUGUGACGAUAGAAUCGGAAGCUGUUGGAAGCAUAUUUGUUUUCAUUUGAGACCGUGCAGUUCAGCUACUGCUGAUGACACCGAGGUCAAGUCCUGUUGGUAUGUUAAAGGGGGGGGGGGACUUGGCCUUCUAUCAGUAGAGUCAAAUUACGUAAAGUGGGUUUUCAAAUGCUGAUUCUGAUAUUUUUGAGUGUAAAUCUUUAGAUGUCUGCUUUUAGACAAAAAAAAAAAGUCAGUUUUGUGUUUCCCAGCAGAAUGUUGGAGGAAGUUGAACUCAUGUAUCGAUGUAUUUCUAAAAUACCGGCUACGGUCUUGAUGCUAUCAGUCUUCCUGCUUCCAGUCGUUGUGCUAACCGAGGCUAAACAUGCCCCAGAUCGAUGACUGUGCUGGGUGCAAAAUAUUUAUCAGCCUUCUAAUCGGAUUAUUAUGGGUUUGAUGGGAAACCCCAAAAUGCUGGACUGGCCCAUUAAAAUUACAUUUAUGUUUAAAUUGAUUUAUUUUCAGUCUUGAGUUAUGUUUUAAACAGCAAUACCAGCCCCCCCCCCCCCCUUUUUGUUGUGAAGGCCACAUGUUUGAAUGGACGGUCACUGUCUGCAGCUUGGUUCAACACCUCCCAAUAUCCGUCUUGCUUUAGCUCCCGACGUCGAGCGAGUGGGAUGGCUCCGCUUCUCUGUUAUGAAUCUGCAUUCUUUCCUCUUCCCGCCCCGGAUGUGAGCUCAACCUUUGUGCCAUUGGUAGGACAUGCAAAUGUGCUCCCUGUGCUGCAGUAUGAAAGCCACUGCUCUGUGAAAAGAUUGUGCCUCUGUCAUGAUGAAACUGGGUGCUUCACUUUCACUAGAUUUUAAAUAAACUGAAUGCUGAUGACUGAA